CUUCACAAAGCGCGCCACCCGCCGACCAAAUGGCAACAAAGUGCUCCAGCUUAGCCGCCUUGAGCUGUGCGGUGAGAAGCUGAGUGGGCAGAGCCGACAGGGUUUCAGGGGUUAGCGUGGCGGCAGUGAAACGCAGCUGCAUCACCCUGCGCAGCUCGCUGACCACCUCCCGAACCACAUGCUCCGACGUCUGCUUAGCAGGCUCACGGGACCAGUACGCACACCAGACGGCGUACAAGAACUUUACUUUACUUUACUUUACUUUACUCUCUUCUCUUGCUAUUCUUGCAUCCUCUUUUCCUUCUGCACAGCUUUGAAACAGUCGACGUCAUUUCUCUCGCGCUGUUUGACUUGCUUCCUUUUGUUUUAGGCUUCUUAAGGCCUACGAACCACUGUGAAGCAGUUUGCAUUUGUGGGCGUCCUCGUUUUUCGUCAGUCCACUUUGCAGCUGUAGCGCGACACUCCCUCUCCAGCGCCCUUCAGCCUAUGCCGGCUUGUGCUUUGGAACUCGACACCGCUAUGGAAUAGGAUUCUGGCGGUCCAGGAGCGUCGCCGUGGAGUUGGCGACAUUUCGCUUGUCAGCAUUUUAACAUCUUGGCGAGCACCACACUUCACCAGCUUGGAGCAGGCGGCGUAUCAACCUUUGUGGUUGGUCAUUUGCAUCCGCGUGUGCAGCAGGGUGCUUUGGGCGUGGCGGUCGGGGGAGCCCUGCAGCACUUGGCUGUUUUUUUGGGGUGUGGCUCGUCUUCGUGCCCUUGUUGCCUGGUGUCUGGAUGCCUGGCGCCCGCCCUGCUGUGAUGCCCUGCUUGGCAGCGGACAGCACCCCUGCCGGUGGGGGCAACGCUGCCAGCCCGUUCUUCAGCCCCGGGCUGCAGCUCCACCUUGCCCUGUCCACGCAUAGCCUGGCGCACGGAGUGCAGGACCUGACGACGCAGCCUCAGGGCCCCAGCCUGCCUACCUACCCAGUCCUUCUGGUGGGUGCCACCACGGGGCUCCCAGAGGGCGAGCAGCUGUCCUCAGCCGGCGUCCGGGAAGUGACCAGUGCUGCCCUGUCAGUGCUGGACACCAUGUGCCGGCAGGGCAACCAGCCGCAGCUCUUGCAGGGCCACUCUCUGCACAGCACAGGCCACCCCUCCUGCACGCUUGCGGGGCUGGCCUUCAGCCGGCGCGCGACCAGCGCCAGCAAAGCAGCCUUCACAGCGGAGCUCAUGCGCAAGUCGCCGCUGGCGGUACCACUCCAGCGCGGUCAGGCUGUCCUCACGGUUCACGUGCCAGUGGACACCCGGCCCAUCAUUCCGGGCACCUACACUGUCACGGUCAAGAUGGUAGGGGGCCCUGUGUGGGGGGCUUUCCGUGGUCGCACCGAUUUGGUGCUGCAGGCGGGUGGCUAUCCCACCACCUCGGACCCCUCUAACCUGACAUGUGCUUAUGUGGUCUCAGAGCAGUGCGCCAAAUCGGUGGGCCCCAAGGGGGAGCCCCAGGCCCCCGCGGGCCAGGGCAUCACCAACCACAUCUUUGCCUGUGUACGGGGCCCAGUCUGGGACCCGCAGCUCUCCCACCUGCAUUGUGCCAAGUUUGAGAUGCCCGGUGAGGAGCCCAUGCAGGUGGAGGUCCGUGGCGCCCCCCAGGCGGCUGGGACGGCCACGACAGCUGUGGCAGGCAGCCCUGCUCCGGCUGCAGCCGGGGUCGCCGACCUGGGUGGCAACACCUUGGGUGUGGCGAGGCCCGCGGCUGCCAUGGCGACCGCAGCGGACAUAGUUGACCACGUGGGGGACGUUCAGAUGCAGGAGGCGGCGGGUUUGGGUGACGCAGCGGCUGCCGCGGGUGGCGCCAGCGGACCACCCGCUGUGGCCUCGCCCUCGCUGCUAGCUCUGAUGGCGGGGGGAAGCACCCGGGCUGCUGCGGCUCCCCUGAGGGCCGAGCGGCAGCAGCAGCCCUCUUCUCAGCAGCGGGUGGCAGCGGGAGGGCUUAGCGGGGGGCAGCCGUCAGCAGGCGUGGGGGGGCCGCCGGCGGCCAGGCGUCGCACUGCCGAUGCUGGGCCGGCUGGCGUGCAGCAGCAGCCCAGUGGGGCUCCCGUGCCACAGCUGCCCUUUGAUCAGCGGGCAGCCGCCAGUGAGGCAGAGUACGGGGCCGUUAGCCUGACCCGGGACACGUGUGUUGCCAUCGGCUCUGACCUCGUGACGCACCAGAACCGCUGCGCAGAUGUGCAGGGGUUUGAGUGGGCGCAGUUGGGCCACGACACGCUUGGUGGCCGCCUCCUCGCCUACCUCCGUGACCAGGGCGCCACCGUACCGGACUGGGCCGUCUGCCGCGUGCCGGCUGGCCGUACCGCCGUCCUGGCACAGCUGCACGACGAGUUCACUGGCUGGUGGCGCCUAUACUCAGCCCAGCCUGCAGACACGCCCCUGCCUUCCGACGUGACAGAGCAGCUGGAUGACACCGCGCAGCAGGUGCAGACGGCCUACAUGGACUACGUGCUCCUAGACGCCCGCACCCUGCGGUCCUCUAAGCGUGGGCCGGCGGACCCCGGCGGGGCCAGCGGGCCCAGCCGCCGGCAACGCCAGCACCGCAGCCGCAGUACCUCCAGCCUCAUGAGCCUGGGCAGCGCUCCAUUGCGCCCUGGCGGCGCCAGCUCAGGCGCCGCUAGCAUGAGCACCAGCAGCGGCGGCGCGCCCCCCAGCCAGGGUGGCGGCCGCCGCGGCAAACGCCACAUCAGCAACAGCAACCGCAACCGCCACGGCGCUGCCGUGGCCGGCGGGGGCUCAUAAUGCGGCCACCAGUGGGCGCGGCGAACCUUCGGCUGCUGACAGUGAAUGUCAACGGCCUGGGCUCGCCGUUGAAGGCGCGGGCGCUGGUCUCGCACCUGCAGCAAGUUGGGGCGGAUGUGGCGAUGGUGCAGGAGACCCACGCUACUGACACGACGGCGCUGGAGUCUUGCCUUCGUGCCAUCACCGGAUCGCUAACUCAGUUAGCGAUUUGAAUCGUCCUUACGGCAGAAGGGACCCGGGUACGAAUCCGGAUAAAAGCCCAAUUAUGCAAAAGGCGAAAGAUUGGUGCGAAACCGAUUGGUGAUCCCACGAACAAUAGGUAAUUGCCCUUAGUGGCAAUUGCGGGCUUGUGCCCGCUGCAACCUAGACAGGUCAUGGUGCAGAAGUCCGAUUUAGUGGCGAGGUCCAAGGUUCAAGACAAGGCUCAAGAUCCAAGGCUCGAGGAGGAGCGCCAUGGCUCCUCGGUUUGCACGAACUGGCAGUGCUCCACUACUAUAACGCGGCGUUUCCCUAGCACGAUAUGUUAGGUGUGCAGGCUUGGAUGUAGUGGACUUUGAAGAGCGGCCUAGGACUUGGAGGUUGUAGUUUCGGAGGUUGUGACUCUUUCGUGGUGAGGCGUCAGCGUGAGGGGGGCGGGCCCUCUCGCCCUAGUCACCUUGCCCCGUUAAUCUAUGCCAGGCCCUAUGGGCCGGCGUUGUAAUUAUUAUUAUUA
Molecule: messenger RNA, 3480 nt
Organism: Chlamydomonas reinhardtii
Lineage: Eukaryota; Viridiplantae; Chlorophyta; Chlorophyceae; Chlamydomonadales; Chlamydomonadaceae
Exons: 3
Coding region: 774-2768 (664 amino acids)
Source: RefSeq, a predicted model, not a curated record